This is a messenger RNA of Gastrolobium bilobum, 438 nucleotides long. RefSeq lists its product as uncharacterized. NCBI's taxonomy places the organism in Eukaryota, Viridiplantae, Streptophyta, Magnoliopsida, Fabales, Fabaceae. Bases 1 to 438 code for a protein of 145 amino acids. The transcript has 2 exons. The record is from RefSeq and is a predicted model, not a curated record.
AUGGAGACAGUUUCUGCUACCGCUGCCAAUUAUGUUGCUCAAAUGAAUAUGCUUCCAAUGCUUAAUGAGGCAAAUUUCAAACUGUGGAAAGAGAAUGUGGAAAUUGUCCUCGGCUGCAUGGAUCUCGACAAUGCGCUAAGGACUGAGAAACCCACUUCCACUCAGGAAAAUCCAAACACGGAUAAAAUUGAGAAGUGGGAACGCUCAAAUCGCAUGUGCCUGAUGAUCAUGAAACUUUCCGUUCCGGAGGCGUUUAGGGCCUCGAUUGUUGAGACUACUGAUGCCAAGUUGUUUAUGAAGGAACUCGAGCAAUACUUUACUCGAAAUGAAAAGGCUGAAAUUGGUCAAACGUUGUCCAAACUCAUAAACAUGAGGUAUAAAGGAAAGGGAAACAUAAGGGAGUACAUUAUGGAAAUGUCUAACUUGCUAGAAAACUAA